AUGAACACUGCGAACGGUAUUGCUCACGGCAGCAAUCUAUGUCUGAGGAAAUUUCAGAGGUUAAUCGACUCUUUGCCGAACUGCAGUGAGAAUUUCAAGACACAAGUACCUAUUGAGGAAAUAGAAGAUGAUUUCGGGCGAUUUAAGAUAUGGUGCGGCAAUCUGGGGGCUGUUCAGAAAGGUGGAAGCUCCCUCGACGUCAGGCUGAGAGAAUCAAGAGUCAUGCGUGACACUGUCAUAACUUUCCUGAACAAUCUCCAAGAAACUUUGGGUCAAUGUAUUGAUAUCACGACCGGAACCCGACUUCCCUGGGAGGAGCAACCUGAUUAUGCAGCAGAUGAUACAGACGAUGACGAGGCUUCUGAGUCAAGCAGUAUGAUGAGCGAUUUAAGCGACGUUGCCAACGAGACCACAGUUGAACUCACCACUGAGCUUGCUCAGCGACGAAAGGAGAUUCACGACGCAGUCACUGACCUUUAUCGCCUGUCAUUCAAGAUGAGGGACCCAAGUCAGCGUGCACCGUCAAAUAGAGCCCUCUCUAUGAAGCUUACGGAUCCGGACACGGGAGAAGACCUUUUUACUGGCUACGAUGAACAUGAUCGGAGACAUGUGCUUGAAACAUUGCAACAUCUCCGAUCGAAUCAGCAGCCACGUAUCUCACCUCUAGAGCCAGUACAUAUGAGAUGUGAGGAGCCUCCUGCUUUUCUCGUUGAGCGCCUGACCAAAGCGAUCACGAACCGUCGGAGAUACUUUGCUUACUGGCACCGACACGCUCUGAAGCUUUCCCGUGUUGAGGAACAGAGUGUGCCGAAAAUAGGAGACCCAAUCUCAAAGAAAGUUGUGGUAGUGAUUACUCCUGGGCCGUCUGGCGAUGCCAAUACUUCGGAUCGAAGCAAGACUGUCACUCAGCUCGCUCCGCAGAGCGGUCUCAAGACCGACAUCUCAGUCACCGAGAUCUCAAAAUAUCGCGCCAGCUACGAUGAAAUGCUCGAGACAGAGACUGUUUUCUCUUUUGCUACAACGGAGAGAGAUGUUCAUGGCCAAACAGCGGAUCUCCCGCCCCUACCGACUGAUCUGCAUCUGAAAGCUGACUUUGUCUGCCCUUACUGUUGGGUGCUGUGUCCUGCUAGACAGGGUAAGGGGCGCUCAUGGAGGUAA
Boeremia exigua is the source of this 1158-nucleotide messenger RNA. RefSeq lists its product as uncharacterized. The record is from RefSeq and is a predicted model, not a curated record. The transcript is spliced from 2 exons. NCBI's taxonomy places the organism in Eukaryota, Fungi, Ascomycota, Dothideomycetes, Pleosporales, Didymellaceae. Bases 1 to 1158 code for a protein of 385 amino acids.